AUGGCUGCCACGCGCGGCAGAGACGCCUCAGUUUCAAAUGCGAUAUGUUGCUGGCUGCAGCGAGGUGCGACACGGCAGUUCCGUCUGUGCCAGAGUGCAGGCGAGGAGAAUUGCCAGAGUGCAGGCGGGGAGAAGUGCCAGAGUGCAGGCGGGGAGAAGUGCCAGACUCUAUUCCCCAUCUCAUCUCCUUACCACUCACCGCUCAUGUCUCCUCUGUUCUUCACUCAAUUCUCCCCAUCUUACCCUCCCUCCGCCCCACCUCCUCUUCCCCCCCCCCUUCCCCCUCCCCUCUCUUUUCCCCGCUCUCAUUGCGUAUCCUUACCGCUCACACCUCAUCUCCCCAUCGCUCAAUGCCCCGCGCUCUUUCCUCGUUUCCUCCCCCCCCUUUCCCUCCCCGCUUUUGUCGCAUCUUGUUACCACUCAUCUCCACUCCGCUCUCCUCUCAUCUCCCCACCCCCCCCCUCCCUCUUCCCCGUUCACCCCUCAUUUCCUUUCUUCCCUUUUUUCUCCACCUCCCACUGCUGCAUUCCCCCCUUCACCCCGCUCUCCGCAUCUACCCCUCACUCACCCCUCAUCUUCCCUCCGCUCUCCCUGCAUCUCGCCACUUCACCCCUCACCCUUUUUUCUCUCACCCCUCAUCUCUCCCCCCCAAUGACCUGA
Molecule: messenger RNA, 660 nt
Organism: Closterium sp. Naga37s-1
Lineage: Eukaryota; Viridiplantae; Streptophyta; Zygnematophyceae; Desmidiales; Closteriaceae
Source: the annotation of a GenBank genome assembly